Molecule: messenger RNA, 594 nt
Organism: Papaver somniferum (opium poppy)
Lineage: Eukaryota; Viridiplantae; Streptophyta; Magnoliopsida; Ranunculales; Papaveraceae
Exons: 4
Coding region: 1-522 (173 amino acids)
Cellular component (GO): mitochondrion
Molecular function (GO): protein-containing complex binding
Source: RefSeq, a predicted model, not a curated record
AUGUUUGUUUCCACAUUCUCAUUUUUGUUGGAUUGCAUACUUUGUGGUUACAGUGGAUAUGAUAAUUUGUAUACUAUUGAUGAUUUUUGUGUUUGCUGCCAAGACAGUGUAGUGCCUGCAUCUGGAAAUGGGAGGUAUUUUACAACGGUAGAUGAACCAUUUAAGGUACUGGAAGCAGAAACUGUGCAUGAGCCUCCACCUCCAACAGAAAAGUUACUUGUGCUCGGUGGAAACGGAUUUGUUGGUUCAAAUAUAUGCAAAGAAGCUUUAGACCGUGGUUUGUCUGUCUCUAGUCUUAGCAGGAGCGGAAGGUCAAACGUAAAUGAAUCCUGGGCUAACAAUGUGGUCUGGCAUAAAGGGUACCUUCUCAAACCUGAUUCCUUAAAGGAUAGUGUGAAAGAUGUCACUUCAGUGGUAAGGAGUUUCUUUUUGUAUGGAUAUCUGUUGGUCAUCAAGUGCCAUGUGGCCCAUGUCAUUAUGCUGUUUCUAGCAAAUUGCAUGCCUGGAAGGCUUGGGGUAUAACUCAUUUACUUCUUUUGUGGGUGCACUUUCUGUUCACGGACAUACGACAUGUGAAGAUGUACUGAACCAUCG